Messenger RNA from Aethina tumida (small hive beetle), 1923 nucleotides. It is a transcript of the gene Agpat1, whose product is annotated as 1-acyl-sn-glycerol-3-phosphate acyltransferase alpha. Bases 319 to 1152 code for a protein of 277 amino acids. Gene Ontology annotation, molecular function: 1-acylglycerol-3-phosphate O-acyltransferase activity. Gene Ontology annotation, biological process: phosphatidic acid biosynthetic process. The transcript has 5 exons. The record is from RefSeq and is a predicted model, not a curated record. Gene Ontology annotation, cellular component: membrane; endoplasmic reticulum. NCBI's taxonomy places the organism in Eukaryota, Metazoa, Arthropoda, Insecta, Coleoptera, Nitidulidae.
AAAACUAAUAGUAAAGUAAUGUUAUGGUAUGCAACCAACAUUACGCCAAUAAUAAAAGUCACAAAACAUCGUUAUUAAAUCAAAUUUAAACGUUAUUAAGUAAUGGAUGGUUAAAAUUUACGGCACACAAGUCGAGACAAAUAAAAUUCGUAAAACCGGCGUAAGGCGCGUUUCGCCAUCAAUUCGAAUUUGUCAGAAGCCCGCGCCUUUGAACAAACAAAAUGGCACGCGCAAACUAACAGAUACGAUGUGUUUAUACGGGCCCAUAAAUCGAUUUUCCUUCAGUCACCUAAAAGUCGUGUGCGGGCGUGUUGUAACAUGACCGGAACGUACACGGAGAUCUUCUUCGCCGUCUGCAUUUUAAUAUUGCCGUUCUUGUACGAGUCCAGCCAUGUAUUUAGGUACCAUUUGAAAUUUUUCCUUUAUUAUGGGAUUACGAUGGUCAAUUCGGUCAUACUCAUACCGGUGUUUUGCUUUCGGCCCAAGGAUGUGAAGAAUUUAUUGCUGGCGUCAACCUUUUGUCGCAUCUGUUCUACGUUAAUUGGCAUACGAUGGAUUCUCAAGGGACAGGAGAACUUGGAAAAGGAUCAGUCCUGCGUUAUCGUGGCAAAUCACCAAAGCUCACUGGAUAUUUUGGGCAUGUUCGAGCUGUGGCCCCACAUGAACAAGUGCACCGUAAUAGCCAAGCGGGAGCUCUUCUACAUGUGGCCCUUCGGCCUGGCCGCCUGGCUGUGCGGCCUCAUCUUCAUUCCGAGGGUGCAAAAGGACAAGGCGAAGUCCGUCAUGAACGAGGCGGCCGAGGGGAUCAAACAGACCAAUACCAAAUUAUGGAUAUUUCCUGAAGGAACUAGGAGGAACACAGGUGAAAUCCACCCUUUUAAAAAGGGGGCCUUUCACCUGGCCAUAACGUCCCAACUACCCAUCGUACCGGUGGUUUACAGUCAGUAUUACUUCUUAAACAAGCCAGCGAAGAGGUUCGACCACGGUAAAGUGAUUAUAAACGCAUUACCGCAGAUCGAAACCAAAGGCCUGACCGUCAAUGACAUAGACAAACUGAUGGACCAAGUCAGGGACGUGAUGACGACCACAUUCCACGAAAACAACAAAUUCCUCAAAGAGUCCCUGAAGAAUCCGGCAAUCUGUCGGAGUUAGUGCCCAUUAAACAGUAUUAAUUUGUAAGGGCCUAACUGUAUCAAGCAAUCGAAACUUGUUGGAACAUUUUUUGUACUGUUGUUGUUUAAAUUUUAAUCGGUGAUGAUUUUAGCCACUGUUUAAAACAAGAAACAUUGCUCACCUUUUUAUUUUUUAAAUAUUGAACACGUAAGGUAAAUGUGCAGGCAUUUACCUCAAUUAUCUAACACUGAAUUGCUUUAAUUACGUUCCGGACACACCACAAGAUGUGUAAGUGAUGUAAUUGAAUGAGCACCAAAGAAAACUCGCAGCAAAACUACAGUUUUGUGAUAUUUAAAAUGUUUUUAUAUUUAUUAUGAAAUUGGCUAUUUAGUUUGUAUACAAAUAUAUUUUUACAUUUAUCCUUUAUGUAUUUUUAUAUUUAAACGUGCCAUAUUCUUCUAAAUUACCAAACUGAAAUUACAUGUGUCAAAGCAGUGUUACAAAGAGUAAAUUCGGUUCUAGUGUAGGACAAAUGUGAUUACAUUUUAUUAUUAUAUUUUUAUUAUUUUUGUCACACUUUUGUUAGUUAUAAAACCAUGAAUUUUGAAAAGUACUAUAAUAAAUGAAGUCUGUGAAGUGUCUUAUAAAUUUUUGUACUCUUUAUAUCGCCACUAUUGAAGUAUUGACUUGUAUUUUUUACAUAUCAGUCAGUUUUAGCUAUGAACACCAAAUAAACUUCAGUUUUUGCCUAGAUUUAUAAUUAAAUGCUAUGUAAAAUGUAUUAAAUUAACAAUAAAUGAGUGCAAGACA